Molecule: messenger RNA, 726 nt
Organism: Acanthocheilonema viteae
Lineage: Eukaryota; Metazoa; Nematoda; Chromadorea; Rhabditida; Onchocercidae
Source: the annotation of a GenBank genome assembly
AUGGCAACUAAAUUGAUUUUCCGUCAGCUAUUCGAACCUGUAUCAUGUACCUAUACAUAUCUGUUAGGCUGCUCAACAAGUAGAAAAUCGAUAAUAAUAGAUCCUGUGUUGGAAACUGUCGAACGCGAUGCAAAGCUUAUAAAAGAACUCAAUUUGGAUCCGAUGUAUGGUCUUAACACUCAUCUUCAUGCAGAUCAUAUUACUGGUACUGGCAAAUUAAAGCAAAUUUUUCCACAUAUGCGUUCUGUGCUAUCAAAAUGUAGUGGUGGUUAUGCAGAUGUGCGAGUCAGUGAUCGAGAGAUAUUAAAAUUUGGCAAUCAAAAUCUAGAAGUUCGUGAGACACCAGGUCAUACUAAUGGAUGUGUGACAUAUGUUUCAUAUGAUCAUCGUAUGGCUUUUACGGGAGAUGCACUUCUUAUACGAGGAUGUGGACGUACAGAUUUUCAAGAAGGAAAUCCGGAAGUGUUAUACAAGUCAGUACACGAGAAAAUCUUCAGUUUGCCUGAUGAUUUCCUGCUCUAUCCAGCUCAUGAUUACAAGGGCUUUUUAUUAACAACUGUUGGUGAAGAAAAGAAGUACAAUCCAAGAUUAACGAAAUCUUUAAACGAUUUUGUAGUUUUGAUGAAAAAUCUUAAACUCGCAUAUCCGAAACAAAUCGAUAGAGCUUUACCAGCGAAUAAAGUAUGUGGGAUGUACGAAUUAAUGGAUGAGAAAAUAAAAAUGUGA